This is a messenger RNA of Dama dama (fallow deer), 5289 nucleotides long. It is a transcript of the gene ABTB2, whose product is annotated as ankyrin repeat and BTB domain containing 2. The coding region runs from base 325 to 3900 and encodes 1191 amino acids. The transcript is spliced from 17 exons. Gene Ontology annotation, molecular function: protein heterodimerization activity. The record is from RefSeq and is a predicted model, not a curated record. Lineage: Eukaryota; Metazoa; Chordata; Mammalia; Artiodactyla; Cervidae.
CGGCACAAAAAGGGUUUGAAAAGGAGCUGCAGACGCCCAAAGCCCGGACGGCGGGAAGGUGGCAACGCACAGUGGCUUUUCCUUUAUCUCUUUCUUUAAUUCGUCAGCUCCCGAGCCUAAGGUCGAUCCCCACUUUCCCAUCCGCCAGGUCGCUCACUCGGCAUCUCUUUCCCGCUCCUCCACCGCCCCCUCGGCUGCUCCUCUAGACCCUCGGCCUCCAGCCCCGCCUCUGCCGGCGCUGGGUUUCACCCGCGGCGGAGUGAAAUCAGCAAAGUGACCGCCCCUCUGGAAGAUCAUUGGUGCAGCCCCUGCCCGUCGCGGCCGAUGAUUGGUGGGCCGCUCGGGUUAUUUGCAUGCCGGCGGCGGCCCAGUACCCAGCUAUGCGGGCGGCUGGCUCCGCGCAGAAGUUUGCAGAGCGCUUUCUCGCCGGUCGGUCCCGGACUCGCGCAACGCCCGGAGCCGCCUCCCUCGAUCGCCGCCGCCCUGUUCUCUCUGGAUCCCUUCUCUGCGGAGGAUAGACUCUCUGCUUCAGGGAAGUUGAGGUGGACCAGGGGGAUUGCGGAGGAGGGGCGGCGGAGGAUCGUUCCAGUGACAGCUCGGAGUCGGGACGCCGGGAGCGUGGGGCUCUGGCCGCCGCGAAUCUCGCCCACCUUUCUGCGGCCGCCGGGUAGGCGGGCGGGCGAUGCGGCCGCCGAGCCCCGCGGUGCUGAGAGAAAGGAGGGCGCCCCGGAGAGCCUAGAGCUUGUUUCUGCCGACUUGGGGAAGGGCGCAUGGAGUUGUGAGCGCCCCUCGCUCGGCGAGGCCGCCCCGGGCAGGCUCCCCAUGGCCGGGACGUACAGCUCCACUUUGAAGACGCUGGAGGACUUGACCUUGGACUCCGGGUAUGGGGCCGGGGACUCGUGCCGCUCGCUCAGCCUCUCGUCCUCCAAGUCCAACUCGCAGGCGCUCAACUCUUCGGCGCAGCAACACCGCGGGGCGGCCUGGUGGUGCUACUCCGGCUCCAUGAACAGCCGCCACAACAGCUGGGACACGGUGAACACGGUGCUGCCCGAGGACCCCGAAGUGGCCGACCUCUUCUCGCGCUGCCCGCGCCUGCCCGAGCUGGAGGAGUUCCCCUGGACCGAGGGAGACGUGGCCCGGGUCCUUCGCAAAGGUGCCGGCGGCCGGCGGCAGCCCCUGUUCUCCGCCGAGGCGGUCCGGCGCCUGGCCGGGCUGCUCCGCCGGGCGCUCAUCCGGGUGGCCCGCGAGGCGCAGCGCCUGAGCGUGCUGCACGCCAAGUGCACCCGCUUCGAGGUGCAAAGCGCCGUGCGCCUGGUGCACAGCUGGGCGCUGGCCGAGAGCUGCGCGCUGGCCGCGGUCAAGGCCCUGUCCCUGUAUAGCAUGAGCGCGGGCGACGGGCUGCGCCGGGGCAAGUCGGCGCGCUGCGGCCUCACCUUCUCAGUGGGCCGCUUCUUUCGCUGGAUGGUGGAUACCCGCAUCUCCGUGCGCAUCCACGAGUACGCGGCCAUCUCGCUCACCGCCUGCAUGGAGAAUCUGGUGGAAGAGAUCCGGGCCAGGGUGCUCGCCAGCCAGAGCCCCGACGGCGGAGGGGCCGGAAGCGGGGAGGUGUCUGCGGAGGCCCUGGAGAUGGUCAUCAACAAUGACGCCGAGCUCUGGGGCGUCCUGCAGCCCUAUGAGCAUCUCAUCUGCGGCAAGAACGCCAAUGGGGUCCUCUCCCUCCCCGCGUACUUCAGCCCCUACAACGGGGGGUCCCUGGGCCAUGACGAGCGAGCUGAUGCCUACGCGCAGCUGGAGCUCCGGACCCUGGAGCAGUCCCUCCUGGCCACAUGUGUGGGGAGCAUCUCCGAGCUGAGUGACCUGGUCUCCCGUGCCAUGCACCACAUGCAGGGACGCCACCCGCUGUGUCCAGGCUCCAGCCCUGCCCGCCAGGCCCGCCAGCCGCCCCAGCCCAUCACCUGGUCCCCCGACGCCCUCCACACACUGUACUACUUCCUGCGGUGUCCACAGAUGGAGUCCAUGGAGAACCCCAACCUGGACCCCCCGAGGAUGGCCCUGAACAAUGAACGGCCCUUCAUGCUGCUGCCGCCGCUGAUGGAGUGGAUGCGUGUGGCCAUCACGUACGCGGAGCACCGCCGCAGCCUCGCCGUGGACAGCGGCGACAUCCGGCAGGCAGCCCGGCUGCUGCUGCCCGGCCUGGACUGCGAGCCCCGGCAGCUCAAACCCGAAUGCUGUUUCAGUUCCUUCCGGAGGCUGGAUGCCCGAGCGGCUACUGAAAAAUUCAACCAGGACCUGGGCUUCCGCAUGCUCAACUGCGGAAGGACUGACCUCAUCAGCCAGGCGAUCGAAGCCCUGGGCCCCGACGGGGUGAACACCAUGGAUGACCAGGGUAUGACGCCGCUGAUGUAUGCCUGUGCUGCUGGGGAUGAAGCCAUGGUCCAGAUGUUGAUUGAUGCCGGAGCCAACUUGGACAUCCAGGUUCCAAGCAACUCUCCCAGGCACCCCUCCAUCCACCCUGAUAGCCGGCACUGGACAUCACUGACAUUUGCUGUGCUACACGGACAUAUCUCUGUGGUCCAGUUGCUGCUGGAUGCUGGCGCCCACGUGGAGGGCUCGGCGGUGAAUGGCGGCGAGGACAGCUAUGCGGAGACGCCCCUGCAGCUGGCCUCUGCGGCCGGGAACUACGAGCUGGUCAGCUUGCUGCUUAGCCGGGGCGCUGACCCCCUCCUCAGCAUGCUCGAAGCCAACGGCAUGGCCUCCUCCCUCCACGAGGAUAUGAACUGCUUCAGCCACUCAGCCGCCCAUGGCCACAGGAACGUUCUGAGGAAGCUCCUGACGCAGCCACAGCAGGCCAAAGCAGACGUGCUGUCCCUGGAGGAGAUCCUGGCUGAGGGCGUGGAAGAGAGCGAUGCGUCCAGCCAGGGCAGCGGCAGCGAGGGGCCCGUGCGACUGAGCCGGACGCGCACCAAGGCCCUGCAGGAGGCCAUGUACUACAGCGCGGAGCACGGCUACGUGGACAUCACCAUGGAGCUGAGGGCGCUGGGCGUCCCCUGGAAGCUGCACGUCUGGAUCGAGUCUCUGAGGACGUCCUUCUCGCAGUCUCGGUACUCGGUGGUGCAGAGCCUCCUGCGGGAUUUCAGCUCCAUCAGGGAGGACGAGUACAACGAGGAGCUGGUGGCCGAGGGCUUGCCGCUCAUGUUCGACAUCCUCAAGACCAGCAAGAAUGAUUCGGUCACGCAGCAGCUAGCAGCCAUCUUCACGCACUGCUAUGGCAGCAGCCCCAUCCCCCGCAUCCCCGAGCUCCGCAAGACGCUGCCGGCCAGGCUGGAUCCUCACUUUUUGAACAACAAGGAGAUGUCAGAUGUGACCUUCCUCGUGGAAGGAAAGCUGUUUUAUGCACAUAAAGUCCUGCUGGUGACAGCUUCUAACAGGUUCAAGACGCUGAUGACCAAUAAAUCAGAGCAAGAUGGCGACAGCAGUAAAACCAUCGAGAUAGGCGACAUGAAGUACCACAUUUUCCAGAUGAUGAUGCAGUAUCUGUACUACGGGGGAACGGAAUCCAUGGACAUCCCCACUGGUGACAUCCUGGAGCUGCUGUCAGCGGCCAGCCUGUUCCAGCUGGAUGCCCUGCAGCGGCACUGUGAGAUCCUGUGCUCCCAGACCCUGAGCGUGGAGAGCGCCGUGAACACCUACAAGUACGCCAAGAUCCACAACGCCCCCGAACUGGCCCUGUUCUGCGAGGGCUUCUUCCUCAAGCACAUGAAGGCCCUGCUGGAGCAGGACUCCUUCCGGCAGCUCAUCUACGGCCGCAGCAGCAAAGUGCAGGGCCUGGCCCCGCUGCAGGACCUGCAGAGCACCCUGGCCGAGCGCGUGCACUCGCUGUAUGUCACCUCUCGGGUGUGAGGUGUGGGGGCGGCUGGCUCUGCCACUAGGCCUCCCGGCGGGUAAGAAAGGCUGGGAGCUUCCUGGGGGUGUCUGGGUCAGCGCAUAGCCAGGACCAGUGGACAUGCUGGGGCCCUGCUGGUUUGAGACUGGUUACCGGCACUUUUGGAGCCAGACUUGGGCAAGCCCAGAGCCUAACCAAUUGCUCAGCCAGUGAUGAGCCAAGGGCAGGUGUGGCCACAAGUGGCCCUUCCCCACGCCUGCUGCCUGCUUGCACCAGGGGGCUGCCACGCACUCACCCUCGCGUGCCCCUCCUGGAGGCCCGCACCGAUCCCGCUCCGCUCGGCACAGCUCCUGGUCGUACCUUCCAGGCUCUAACUAGCCCACCCCCGGGGCCUCGGGCAGCUCAGGCUGUCCUAAGUAGGGCUCCUCGGGGGUGUGAGCAUCCUUAUGAAUGUAGAGAGUGUAUGUUCUAUCUGGGCCCCAGGCCAUUACAGUCAAAAGCCAGUGUUUUCCCUCAGUGUCACGUCAGACAAACCUGAACUUAAGGCUGUGCCUUUGAAAGACCUGAUGUGGCCUCCAGGGAGCCUGGGGAUCCUGCGAAGAGGGUCACUUUCAGUCUAUUUCCUUGGUGUCUGGGCUCCUUUGGGCAGAGGGACCGCCGGCCUGCUCAGUGAGUAGUAGAGAAGGCGGUUAGUCCCCCCGGCGCCUUCAAAGCUUUGGGUCUGAGCCAAGGGUAGCACGGGCACACCGGAGGAGCCUGGGGCCUCAGCUUGUGUUGCUGCUGCUGUUUUCAGGGGCCACUGUAAAGGCGUGACUCUGAAAUCCCAAGCCUAGAAUUAGGCAGAGCCCUAGACAUCCCGCCAGUCCAGUCUCCAGUCAGAGUCCUUUAAUUUGGACUGGAGAGCAGGGCCCAGACUUCCCAUUGGGAACUGCGGGUCUUGGGGAACUUAAAAGGUCAGGGCCUGGGUAGAUGGGAAGGACUGGGAGACGAGGUCCUUCUGCUUCCCUGCCACCCGCCCCUGCCAUCCUGUAGGCUCCAGGCUCUCCUGGGUGGGGAUGCAUCACUGGGCCUGGACCCCCAUCGUAUUUAUGUACCAGACAUCGGGGGCGUUUUCCGGAACAGCUUGUGCCGGAUGUCCCCUUCGGCUGUCUGGCCGUACCUUAGAAACUAUUUAUUCACCAGAAGCCCCAGGCACUUUAGGAGGUGUCCUUUCAGUCACCUUGAAAAACCCUGGGGGUUUGCAACCCUGGAAAAUAUUUUCAACUAGCUGCUUGAGCUGGAUGUACAAAGGAAUAGGCGUUAUUUUAUUGCUGUAAUAUUGUAUGAUACUGUAACUAUACAUUAAUGUUGUCACUUAUUGUAAAUGUACUAUGGUUUUAUUAACAAUAAACACUUGUUAACAAUGA